Molecule: messenger RNA, 7006 nt
Organism: Cuculus canorus (common cuckoo)
Lineage: Eukaryota; Metazoa; Chordata; Aves; Cuculiformes; Cuculidae
Gene: MGAT4D
Product: MGAT4 family member D
Exons: 15
Coding region: 48-1655 (535 amino acids)
Biological process (GO): protein N-linked glycosylation
Cellular component (GO): endoplasmic reticulum; Golgi stack; endoplasmic reticulum-Golgi intermediate compartment
Molecular function (GO): acetylglucosaminyltransferase activity
Source: RefSeq, a predicted model, not a curated record
AGGAGGAGUAGGGGAGCUGGGCUGCUGCGGGCAGAGCCCCGCGGGAGAUGCGGCUGCGGCAGUGCCCGCUGCUGGCAUGGCUGUGCCUGGGAGCAGCCCUGCCCCUGCUCUGGUUGGCGGCGUGGCUGGGCAGCCAAGGCAAUGACUUACACACGUACCAAAGCCAGCUUCUGGAACUUCAGCAAAGGCUAGUGUAUGCUGAAAAGGAAAAUAAAAAGAGAUCACGCGAUCUGAGCAUUGCCCUAGAGGAAAUUAAACGUGCAGUUGCUAGAAGAAAGAACUUGACAACAAAUCGUACAGAUGAUAUGAAGUGGAAAGAGUUAAACCUUACCAGAAAAAUCCCCACACACCUUACAAACUUGUACUACUAUCUACCUCACCUUCGAGAAUAUGAAGAUGCCAUUUUCCCAAAUGUUAUUUUCGGGCAACAGAGAACUGGAGUCUCACUGGUGAUGGGUAUUCCUACUGUGAAAAGGGAAAAACAACAUUAUCUGAUGAAUACAUUGCAUUCUCUCCUGUAUGAAGUCUCUGAAGAGCAAAAGAAUGAUUGCCUAAUAAUCAUCUUUGUAGCAGAGGUGGAUGUAGAAUAUGUCAACAGUGUUGCACAAAGUGUUAAAACCAGCUUCCCCAGAGAAAUCCAGUCUGGAAUGCUAGAGGUUAUUUCUCCUCCUGCUUCUUAUUACCCAGAUCUUUCCAACCUGAAGAAAAGAUUUGGGGAUUCAGAGGACAGGGUAAGGUGGAGAACUAAACAGAAUUUGGAUUACAGCUUUUUAAUGCUAUAUGCCCAACCCAAGGGAACAUUUUAUUUACAGCUGGAAGAUGAUAUUAUAGCCAAAUCUGAUUAUAUUCAAAGUAUAAAAAACUUUGCUGCUGAACAGACCCAAGAGUGGAUGAUUCUUGAGUUCUCUGAGCUUGGAUUUAUUGGAAAAUUGUUUAAAUCGGAAGACCUGCCACUGAUAGUGGAAUUUUUUCUCAUGUUCUAUAAAGACAAGCCCAUAGACUGGCUCAUAGAUCACCUGAUCUGGGUUAAAGUGUGCAAUCCAGAAAAGGAUGCAAUACACUGUGAAAAGGAAAAGGCAAAAUUACGUGUCCGUGCUAAACCAUCUCUCUUUCAGCAUGUGGGAGUUUAUUCAUCAUUGGCUGGGAAGAUACAGAAUUUGAAAGAUAAAGAUUUUGGCAAAAACGUGCUACAUAAAGCACAUAAUAAUCCACCUGCAAAAGUUUAUACAAGCCUAAGUAUAUACCAGCAACAUAGCUUGGAAAAGCUUUAUGAAGGAAAAGACUUUUUUUGGGCCUCAGCUCCAGUGGCAGGGGACUACAUCAGCUUCACCUUUUUAAAUCCAGUAAAAGUUGAAAAGUACUUCUUCAGAAGUGGAAACGUGGAACACCCUAGUGAUAAACUGUUUGACACUACUGUGGAAGUGUUGCCAGCUGAUGAAAUGCUAAGAAAAGAACUGCUUGACAGUGGAAGUAAAUUUAAUUACCCAGCAACCAAAGAUGGAUAUUUAAAAAUAGGGGCUUUUGAAAAUGGAAUUGCAGAAGGCAAUGUCAAUCAAUCCAUAGGAAAAAUACAGGCUAUUCGUUUAUCAGUCAAUUCUGAUUCUUCUGCAUGGGCAAUACUUAGUGAGGUACUUAUCAAGACAUCUGAAAGCUGAAAAAAACCCCAUUUUUGAUGUGUCGCUAGUUACUUAUUGUUUGAAAAUGAGGCCUUGCAGCAACAGAAAACUGGCUGGGUACAAAGAACAAAUUCAAACCCAUUUAAUUCUUAAUACUGUGUAUUAGGAAAGAAAUGUUAAAUCUUUAUAUAAAGAAUACUAAAAGCUAUAAAGAACUUGAUUAUGUUAGUGUAGUGAUUUAACCCCAGCUUGCAACUGAGUGCCACACAGCUUCUCCCUCACCUCCCCUGUGAUGGGAUGGGGAAGACAAUGGGGAAAUAAAAGUAGAACUCCUGGGUUGAAAUAAAGACAGUUUAAUAGGACAGCAAAAGGGAGAGAGAAUAAUAAUAACAACCGAAUGUACAAACCAAGUGAUGCACAAUACAAUUGCUCAUCACCCAAUGACUAAUGCUGAGCCUGUUCCUGAGCAGCAAUCGCUGACCCCAGCCAACUACCCAGUUUAUAUACUGAGCAUGACGUAUGGAACGGAAUAUCCCUUCAGUCAGUUUGGGUCAGCUGUCCUGGCUAUGCUCCCUUCCAGCUCCUUGGGCACCUCCCUGCUGGCAGAGCUUGGGAAGCUGAAAAGUCCUUGACUAAGUAUAAAAACUACUUAGUAACCACUAAAACAUCGGUGUGUUAUCGACAUUAUUCUCAUACUAGAUCCAAGCCACAGGACUAUCCCAGCUACUAAGAGAGAAAAAUAAUUCUGUCUCAGCUGAAACCAGGACAGUAAGUAAUGUCUAUAAAAUGUUCUUCAAUAAGAUACCAUAGAUAAAAAUCUCACCUUAGCUUGGCAACGUUCAAUAUAUUAUUAUAAAUAAUUGAUAAGGCAUUACAGACUUUCUCAGGGACUAAAGCAUAGAAGUAUGAUAAGUUUCACCAGAACUAAAAAUAUGAACUUCUUUAAAAAAUAUUGAGGAGACAGGUGUCAACUUCACUAAGAACACUGGUCAGUUUUGGAGGGAAAGUAGAACUGAAGGAAAAGUUGUCAAUAUUCAUUGAAGUAUUUAGAGCAGUCCACAGAGAUAGAGGACAACUUAACAAUAUGAAACCUGAUGUCAAACUUCAGAAGAAGUGUGUUUCAGCCUUAAUGUAGCAUAAAUUAUGUUUAAUAUUUUUUUAAAUGAGAAGUGCCUACAAGUUACCAUUUGAAUAACUUGAAAUUUAAACAGGUAUUGUUUGGAGGAUUGUAAAACUUUUCAGUGAAUUGUGCAUCAAAUUAACUACGGGAAGUAAUAAGGCGAUUGCGCGUAACUAUAUUUUUGUAGAAAGAAAAUAUAUUUAAAUAAAAUUUUGGAUCCUAUAGCUUGAUAAUCAAUAUGUAUUGAUACUUAAAUCCUGGUUCCAAGGAAAACUCAAUAUAAAUUUGAAAAUAAAGGUAAACCACAGUAGUCUCAUUUGAAAUGUUUUCAGGAAAUUACAAUGUCAUGGUUCAGCCCUAGCCCAGCCAAUUUAGGCAUCUAAAACUGAGCAGUUGGGCUCCCAAAUCCCUUCCCUCCACCCCCAGGGAAAGGGAAAUGAGAGAAAAAAUACUUGCGAGUUGGAAGGUAAAAUUAAAACAGUUGUAAUGAAAUAACAACAAUAAUAAUGGAAAUACUGUUUAUAAGAAAAUAGUAGAAUAUAUACAAAUAUAUGAAGUUGUGUCCCCCCAUCUGUGGUGACUCUGCGUCACCACAGAUGCUGCAGAGUAGGCACAGGGAAGGGGUCAAUGGCAGGAGGGAGCUGCGCGCAGAAAUUGGAUUCACACGGAUCUGAGAUCAGGGGCAAACAGAUGAGGUCCUCACUGGACGUUGGCCCUCAAAGAAGAGGAACAAUACCUUCGUGAUCCCUCAGUUUUAUGUCAAGUAUGACCUGUAUGGGAUAGUUGGGAUAUGGGAUGACUGUUGGUCAGUUUGGGGUCUCCUGUCCUGUCCGCUCCUCCCUACAGGUGCAGCCCUUUUCACCUCUUUGACUUAGGGUGUCUCGAAGAUGAUCUUGGUUAUUAUAAGAGUAAGUUUAAGCAAUGACCUUUCUGCAAACCAGUGCCCUGUGUUAUCACUGCUAGAGAAGAACACUGUCUGAAAAACAUGCAGACUUUCAGAGAAUUAAGUUACAUGAUUUAACUGAUGUUAGAAAAUGGAUACUGCUUUAGCUCAAACCAGAACACACAUCUACCUGUUAACGUGGAGAAUUCCUGCAUCACUUCCUUAGCACUUGAAGCUGUACCCUCAUUCUCCCGUACAUGCGUUCCAUCCUAACAGCAGGCAGUGAGAAACAGGCGGUACUGUACACUUUUGCAUGGAUUUGUAUUAAAUGGGUUAAGUUAAUGUAGAAUUUUAUUCUUAAUGCAAGAGUAUUUUUAUUUAGGAUAAGAUGAAAUUAAUUUCCUUAUGUGAAAACAGUUCAGAAGGGUGUAUCUUAUAGGCCACCUCUAAUAAUAUUUUGAUAAUUUACAGUAUUGUUUAUAUACUGUGCUAUAUAUACGUGUGUGUAGAUAUAGAUGGGUACAAAUGUAUGCAUGUGUUUCUUGGACCAAAUAUUGCAGCCUUUAUUAGGUUAAGAGUUUAAUGCAGGUUAAGAAUUAAUGCAGUAAUCCAGAGUGCUUAGAGUUGUGCAGAGGGACACCUUUAUCCAUCAGCACCUAGAGUGAAAAAACAGGUUGAGUGAAACUGAGACCAGUGGAUCGUUAAAAAGCAGUGGUUAAAACUGCAACUGGGGGAAGAAGGGCAAUAAAGUGGCUCUGCUUUGAACUGCCUGGCAUGAGAAGGGCAGAGCUGCCUCCCUCUGACCCUACUCAGAAUCGCCUUUCUGAUCAUCCUUUUCUCUGCUGAUAGAGCAGUCUGAGACGUUUAGUCACGAAAACUUAUACAAUAAAGCAAUAAAACACAAUUUAGAUUACAUUAGUGGAAGAGAAAAUUGAACUCUGAGUCAUUCUCAUUUAACCUGAAGUGCUUUAUCGUCUCUGGGGAAAACCAAAUUGAAGAGAACAUGGCCCUGUACCCAAAAAAGGCAAAGGAACAGAUAACCUGCAGAACACUUGGGAGUUUUUCCUGCAGAACAACUUGUAUGGGUAUGACAAUGAUUGAAGUGUAGGUCUUCUCCUGAUGCCUUAGUUCUUAGCUUAUCAUAGCUUUUACUACUGUAAUUGAAAUUGCAUCAUGUCAUGGGGAUUAUCUUCAUCUUCAGGAUCUUGUAAAACGCCUCACACUUUUAAGUUCUUGUACUGUAACUCUAUAGUCUGAAUUGCCCUCUUAUGAGGCUGGUUUCACCUACCAUCCAAAGAUGAAAGAAGUAGAAAUCAGUGUAGAAAGAGCAACUCUUGUAGAACAUUUUACUAAUUAAGUGCAUGACCUUGUGAAAACUUAAAAUCUUCUUCUGCCGUUGCUUUCACUGCAACAGAGUCACAAGCCGGGAGCAGUGUCUGCAUUCAGGCUGCCUUAGACUUACUUGGUGGAGGGAAGUAUUCCUUGUAAGGAGGAAAUUUCAGAGCUGUUGUUAAUCAGUAAAAACAUGAAAAAUAUUAAGGUAAUAGAUCUUGUAAUCAAAAUCUCUUGUUUUCACUGUGAAAUGAGAUUUUACUCUCAACUGUUGAUGUGUAAUUCCAAAAAGCUCAUCAGAAAACUUGAAAUUAUGUUAGAGAGUGACUGGGCUUUUUGUAAAUAUUUUCUAAAUAUAUUUUUUUUCAUUCAGGGCUGCCAGCUUUGUGCUUCACUCAUUCUGUCUCUAUUUUUACGUACUUCACACAACCAUCACAAUCAUGGAAUACACUUCCCAUUGCUUUGAUGUAAAUGAGGUUUUAAAUGUUGGCACAGCAAAUAAUUAAUGCUUGCAUAUGCACCAUUAAAGUAAAAUUUAGCUUAGUCCUGAUUCUUCCCUCUGCUUUGUGGAGUGUACAGGUUUCUUGCAUGAUCUGCAGAACCCCACUCCACUAUAAAACCGAAGGAACCUCAUAAGAGGAACUCUGGAUUUUCCUUAUGGAAGUGAAAGCUGACUACUGAGCAUUACAGCCCCAGGAAGUUUAAGUUAGUGGAGUGUAAUGGACGUACGCUUACAUAUUUUUGUGUGUUAAUAGCAACAACUACCACCGGUGAGUGAAUUAGCUGGGUUUAUUCAUAACGGCUAGGCAGGGAGCAGUUAUAGAACACAUGCAGCUUCCUUUUCACCCUACAAGCAAGUUCCUACCUGUGAUUUGCCAUUUAAUAAUCCCGUGCACUGAAACUGCACACGCCUUCACGUAACAUGGCUCUGAGGCAAGCUGAAAAGGUGCAAAAAGGUCUCCUCGUGGGAAGCUUCAGAUCAGGUAAUGGAUCCAGGGGGUAAGGAACAUCCUCUAACUUUACAGGUGACCGGUUUUUGCAGUGUAAACAUUGUGAUUGUAACUUAGAAAAACAAAGGCAGUAAGCCUAAGUCAAAAAACAACUGUGAAAGUAGUUUCAGAUUCCAUACCAGUUCACUAAGCUCCUUCAGUAGGAAAUUUUACUUUCAGUACUUUCACGUGGUUUAAAACACAAUCUCGAAAACAUUGAUUACCUCACUCUCAUUGUACAUCUACCUAAUCAGGUUAAAUGCUUGUGUGGGAAGAAAGCACAGUUUUCAAGCUAAUUCAGUAUUAAUGAUAGUUUAUUCAACCCAUUUUGAUUUUCAGUGGAGUGCAGGUAGUAAUUUCUCUGAAUGGGGUGUCUCCAGUAUUGUCUUAAGUCUUUUGAGGGACUUUUGAGAGGGGAGUGCUGGUGAAGGGUCUGGAGCACAAGUCUUAGGAGCAGCUGAGGGAAUGGGAAUUUUUUUAGCCUGGAGGAGGCUGAGGGAGACCUUAUCACUGCCUACAAAUGCCUGAGAGGAGGUUGUAGUGAGGUGAGUGUUGGUCUCUUCUCUCGUGUGACAAGUAACAAGAGGAGACAGAAUGGCCUCAAGUUGCACCAGAGAAGGUUUAGAUUAGAUAUUACAAAAAAUUUCUUCGCUGAAGCAGUUGUCAAGGACUAGAACAGGCUGCUCAGGGAAGUGGUUUAGUUAACUACAUGUAGAUGUGGUGCUUAGGGACAUGGUUUAGUGGUAAAGUAGGCAGUGUUAGGUUUACAUUUGGACUUGAUCUUAAAGGUCUUUUCCAACCUAAACAAUUCUAUGAUUCUAUAACAUUUGUCUUCAAUAAAAAAGGCAAUUAUGAACUUGGCUUUACUAAUUGUUUAAACCAUUUUUAUUUCCAUUAAUUAUGUGGGACCCUGAUCUCAUCAGCAUCACUGUGACUUUUUGCACAGCUUAAUACAAGGCAUAUCUACUGUAAAUGCUAAUGGAUGCUACACUGAGAAGAGACUAGACUCUUAACAGGAAUAUCUAUUAAAAUUAAUUUGGAAAAAUUUAAUCUAAAGUUGAAGGUG